Molecule: messenger RNA, 810 nt
Organism: Colletotrichum graminicola M1.001
Lineage: Eukaryota; Fungi; Ascomycota; Sordariomycetes; Glomerellales; Glomerellaceae
Exons: 1
Coding region: 1-810 (269 amino acids)
Source: RefSeq, a predicted model, not a curated record
AUGAAAGCCGCCGUUAUCCUCCUAGCAUUGUGCGUAGGUCGCUCCAGCGGCAGCAUUCACUUCUUCAACGCCUUUCCUUUUCGCGCUGCAGCUGGAAACAGCACAGAAACCAGGGGGAACAAUGUCGUCGCCCAGAAAGGCAGACUCGGUGAAAAAGUACUCCCUUCUGACCCGUCAGCAUCUGUUUUCGACCCCCCCUCCGAAUUCGGUGAUUCGCGCCCGACGGGAGGAUGCACAGGUGUCUGGUGCGAGCGAAGGCAAAAGACGAGAAACGAGAUCCAAGCGGGUAGUUGCAUUUCAGGACGGGACCGGACCACGAAGUCGGGCAACCUCUGCGAGUUCUCGUGUAGAUAUGGCUUCUGUCUAGAGUCUCUGUGUGAGUGCACCGCCAGGGGCGCGCGAAUUGCCGUCCCAGGCGAGAGGGAGGUCCACGUCGCCGCCAAGGACGAUGCAGACAGAGACUUGAACCACCUCUGCCAGUUCAGCUGCAAGUAUGGCAAUUGCCCGGAGGACGUAUGCACGAUUCGCGCCCGACCCCAGCCCGACUACCCCGUCGACUACCGGGAACGGGUCCGCGAGGAGUCUGCACGGAAGUGCUUCAUCUACAAGGAGCCCAAGCAUUGGGAGGCCCAGAAACAGAGAUGUGAACUGGCCUGUAGCAAAGAGCUUGAACAGGCCAGAAAAGAGGGUAGAACAUUCACCGCAAUAUGUGUGGGCUUCUGGCCACUUGACAAACCGAUUCCUUGGCAGAAAUUGGGAGAAGAACAUACGGUUGCCCUUGGGACUUGCUAUUGCUAUCACCAACAAUAG